Molecule: messenger RNA, 360 nt
Organism: Microthlaspi erraticum
Lineage: Eukaryota; Viridiplantae; Streptophyta; Magnoliopsida; Brassicales; Brassicaceae
Source: the annotation of a GenBank genome assembly
AUGUCGACAAAUGGAUGUACCGAUUCUUGUUGCUUAAUCUGUAAAAUCUCUAGCGAUGCAAGCGUAGAGAUCGCGCUCCAUCAACCUCGCCAUCUUGUUGAUGCCAAAGAUGUCUUCAUUGCCAAACACCGUUGGGGAGGGAAUGGAUUGCACGAAGGUUCUGCCCAGAGAGACAGUCUCACAAGCACGCUUCAGCUGCGCCACCCAUCUGCUGGCGCCGAAGGGAGAGCCUCUGCUGAUGAAAUCGGCUACAGAUCAAGGGUGAGCUCCCUUUCAGGUCGUCUCUUCAUUGUGCUCCUGCUCCACCCACCACUUCACUUCAGUUUUUCCACCACCAAGUCCCCUAAUGACACAUCCUGA